AUGAGUGUGGGUGGAGGCCCCAGGCCUUUCCUCAAAUUCCUGAAGAAUAAGAGACUGGAGUGGAUCACUAAAGACCAUGCAGAAGCAACGAGAAAGGAGCAGGACCCUCAGAGAGUCUUCCCUUCCACCCACCCCAGGGUGGAAGAUUCCAAGGAGGAGGUGGAGAACGGCCCCGUCGGUUGGCGACAAGGCAGCAGCACGGUGUCCAAAGAAGAAAGUGAAGUGACAGAGAGGGCAUUGCUGAGGUCCCAGGAGAAGCUGCCAAGCCCUGGGGACACCUGCAGGGUGCCACCACCUUCUCGCCCUGCCCAGGUGAAAGCCUUCUAUGGGGACCCAGCAGAAAGCAUCUUGAUCUCCAACCUGAAGAGAGGGGUGGUCAGCCUGCUCCAGCUCCAGCUCCACCCCAACUCCACCACCCUGGAGGAGGACGUCUCUGGGAGCUGCCAGGUCACCUACACCACGUCCAACCAUUCCAUCACCAAGACCAAAGAUCUCCUCAGCUGCACCAAGAUAGAGCCUGGAUUCACCUCCAUCAACAAGAUUUUUGGGGUGGAGUGGCAGCCCAGCAGCAGAAGCCAGUACGUGGUGGAAGAGAAGCUCCUGCAGUCAGUGGUGGUGGAGGAAAGCCACCUGCUGUCCCUCACCCUCAGCUCCACCACCGGGGUCAAGAUCCGGUCCAGGCAGCAGCUCCAACUGGUGUCUCCUCCAACCCCUGGCCCAGCAGAGGUGGCUGGGCAAAGCCUCAAGGAUGCUCUUGCUGGCACAAGGGGACACCACCAACCCCUGGCCAGGACCAGCCUGCCCUUCAGAAGGGUCUGCACCCGUUGCCCGUCGCUCAGAGCCUACCUGAAGGCCUUGGACAGCCAAAGAAUCCCAGCAGAUGCCUCUGAGGUGGAGGCCACGUGGCAGUUCCUGAAGUUCACCCGGAUGCUGCGAGGUGCCGAGAAGAGGGACGUCCUGCAGCUGCUGAGGGGAGCACCCAAGGAGAUGCUCCCCUUCCUGGUGGAGGCAGCGGUGGCCUCGCAGUCGGUGGCAUCCUUGGCUGCUCUCUCAGACUUCCUGGAUUUCAGCAAAGAGCCCGGAUCCCUGCUGGAAAAAUUCCUCUACUCAGCAGCUUUCUCUCCCCACCCUUCAGGAGAACUUCUCCAGCUGGUGUUAGACAAGCUGGAUGGGAAGCAGCUGGUCCCUGAGGUCUGGGAAACAGGGAUGGUGGCUGUGGGCUCUCUGGUGGGCAAGCUGUGCCAGCAGAAGCUGUGUGGGCUGCAGGUGGUGGAACGCGGGGUGGAAACCAUCCUUGGAGGACUGAGAGGUGCCAAGGAGGAGGCCAAGGUGGUGGUUUACCUGCUGGCCCUGGGCAACAUGAUGCUCCCCAAGACCAUCCCCACCCUCCUGGACCACGCUGAGGGGGGUCCUGCCACCAUCUCCACGGCGGCUCUUUCUGCCCUGCGCCGAUUCCCUGCUCGCCACAUCUCCAGCAAGGUGAAAGGGGCCAUGAGGAGGAUUGUCCACCAGAAGAGGAAGAGCUACGACAGAACGUGCCGCCUGGCGGCUGCAGAAGUCCUGCUGGAUAAGGAGCCCUCCCCCAUGGACAUCAUCAACAUCCUGCUGGCCACCGUGGAGAUGGAGGCAGAGACAGCCACCUUCCUGCUGCAGAAGGUCCAGACCAGCCUGCGUGCUGAGCACCACCCAGCAAGGAAGAUGAUGAAAGCCAUCCUGAGAGACCCACAGAUAAACAAUUACCACUUCUUCUCGAAAGCUGGUGUCUCCUCUUCUUUCUCAGGACCUCUGACAGUCACCCAGGACCUGCUCUCCACCUUCGGGCUGGACCUGCUGUUUUUGGAAGGUGGCCUCCUGAGGAAGAGCAUCUCUGACUUCUCCCUGCUCAGCCGUGGCCAGCAGCUCCAAGCAGCUCAGGUCACCAUCGAAGCCCGAGGGAUGGAGUCAAUGCUGGGAGAAAACAUCUUGGAAGGGGAAGAGGAGCCAGAGCUGAUGGCUGGGAUGUCUGCCAUCUUCUUAGAUGUCCAGAUGCGGCCCAUUGUCUUCUUCCAGGGUUACACAGACCUCAUGGCCAAGGUCCUCUUAAGCAGUGGAGACCCCACAAGUGUGGUCAAAGGGAACCUCCUUCUGAUGGACCAUCACCAGGUCAUCCCUCUACAGUCUGGCCUCCAAGUGACCAUCAAACUCCAGGGUGGGCUGGGGCUUGACAUUUCAGCCAACAUGGACCUGGAUAUUUGGGAGCAGGACCUGAAAACCAGCAUCAAUGCAAGGGGAAGCCUUGCCAUUGAUUUCCAGGCAGAGCUAGAUGCUCCUUUCCUCCAAGCCACCCUGAGAAGCCAGACAGAGGUGGAGACCUCAAUCCACUUGGACACCACGCUGAGGUUCUCUGGCAGCCCCGUGCUCAUGUGCCUGCAGCUGAGAGAGGAGCAGAUCCCAUACAGGGAAAUCUUGACCAUUUCCAAGUCUGUGGCCGGGAGCUGGAGCAGCAGUGCUGGGAAGGUCAGGAAGGGCACCAGGCCUGGCCAGGACUUGGCCUUGCACCAAGCCAACUCCAAGGUCUGCAGCCUCCUGCUGAAGGUGGGAGGAUAA
Molecule: messenger RNA, 2586 nt
Organism: Apus apus (common swift)
Lineage: Eukaryota; Metazoa; Chordata; Aves; Apodiformes; Apodidae
Product: microsomal triglyceride transfer protein-like
Exons: 18
Coding region: 1-2586 (861 amino acids)
Biological process (GO): lipid transport; lipoprotein metabolic process
Cellular component (GO): endoplasmic reticulum; Golgi apparatus; basolateral plasma membrane
Molecular function (GO): lipid binding
Source: RefSeq, a predicted model, not a curated record